AUGCCCACAGCAGGAUCUCUUCUCCGUAACUUGCGGUCCUUCCAUUACGUGCCCCCGCACCCCGUGCAAUCGAUCUGGCCUCCCGGACGGCGGUCAGCGGUGCUCGUACUGUUGUUCGUGGGCGCUCGCGGCGAGCUGCGGGUUCUGUUGACGAGACGGUCGCGCAAUCUGCGCAGUUUCUCCGGCCAGGUGUCCCUCCCUGGGGGGAAAGCUGACGACGAUGUGGAAACUUUCGAACAAGUCGCGCGGCGGGAGGCGGAAGAGGAGAUUGGGCUACUACGGAACCCGGAAUUGCUCGCUAGUCAGUACCGUAUGACCUUAGAGAACGUGAACAUGGAGUUCCCCUGCUACAUGUCGCGGACGAUGCUGAGCGUGAAGCCGCUGGUAUGUUUCCUACGCAAUUGUCACACUCCCGGCGCAGAUGCUGAAGCCUCGGCGGACGCACCUCUGGAUGCCUCGCGGUUCUUUGGGAAACUGAACCCGGGGGAGACGUCUUCCAUGUUUUCUGUCCCCCUGGCCGAACUGGCGCACCAAUUGACUUCCCGCGAGGCGGAGUGCGACCGGUACGAGUCCAAGAUCGUCCCCUGGGGCGGGCUAUCCUGGAAGAUCAACCAUUUUUACUACCCUGUGGAUAACCCGCGGGAUGUGUCCUGGCUGCACACCAUGCGUGAUCUAAGUUCGGAUGACAGCUCGGAUGAGGGGGCACACACUACAAAGUGCAGAGACCUCUGGGGGCUCACUGCUAAGAUCCUCAUAGACGUGUCUACGGUUGCACUUGGAGAGCAACUUUCCCCCACAGGUGCAAGUAUACCUGCAGGAGAGGGCCGGGACCGGUCCCUGGGCCACGAGGAGCUCAUCUACGGGCUGCACGACCGCGCGGGCCAGUUCCAGCGCAGUGCGCGGUCGUCCUGGGAGACGCAGAUGAUCCGGGGCGACCCGACAGCACAGUUCAGCGACGUGUUCGACGCAGCGUUCCUCGCGCAAUUGCAGCAAGAACACGGCGACUCGCUCGUCUUCUGA
Molecule: messenger RNA, 1020 nt
Organism: Huiozyma naganishii CBS 8797
Lineage: Eukaryota; Fungi; Ascomycota; Saccharomycetes; Saccharomycetales; Saccharomycetaceae
Gene: PCD1
Product: 8-oxo-dGTP diphosphatase
Exons: 1
Coding region: 1-1020 (339 amino acids)
Biological process (GO): coenzyme A catabolic process
Molecular function (GO): coenzyme A diphosphatase activity; acetyl-CoA hydrolase activity
Source: RefSeq, a predicted model, not a curated record